GAAAGAAGAACGGGUCUAGGAAUCAAUGCCCCUUUCAAUGUGUUGGAGACAUCGACCCCCAGCCCCAGAGCCCCAGCAGGACUCAUAACCCAUCGCCUUCUUAUGGCCCCUUUCUCUCCGCUGCCCACUCAAAGCUCAGUACAUACAAAAACCAAGCGCUGGGCCUCUUAAGAAAGCUAAAUUAGCCCAGUUUGCAUCUGAAGGGUUUAUUUUUGAGACAGAUCGACUGCAUAGGCAGUUGAUGUCUCUCCGGCUCCCUGCCUUCUGCUUGUAAGUUUGCAGAAAUCCCACAGACAUGUUGACCAGAAGGUAAAAAAAAUCGCAAAUCCGGCUCUAUUUUGUUUUUAUUUUUAAUAAUAACACCGGAGAAACAGAUCCGUAUGUGGGACUCGAACUGGAUUCUUGAGGGGGUCUCCGGUGUCUUGUACUUGGGGGAGAGAGAGGGAGAGAGAACCUUGCCUGAAAGGAGAGCGUUCAAUGACUGAUUUUGCAAGAGUUUUUUCCCUCUCGCCCCCAGUGUCUCUCUCCCUCUCUCUCUCCCUCUUUCCCUGGAUGAAUCCGAACAGUGAUGCAGCCAGGGACUUACAGUCCAAAUUAAUCCAGCACAACAUGGCAGAUCGACACCGUGUUUAGCAAGGAGAGGAGCAACUGGCUUUGUAUUCUGCCAUGCAUAGCACACAGUACUGCACCGAUGGCCCCGAUGUACCAAGGUAUGGCCUCACAAGUGCAAGUGUUUUCCCCUCACACAAUCCAGACAAGUGCCUUCUGCAGUGUGAAAAAACUGAAAGUGGAGCCAGGUUCUAACUGGGAUAUGACCGGGUAUGGUUCACACAGUAAAGUCUAUAACCAGAGCAAGAGUCCGAACAUCGCACAGUCAACAAUCAGCGCUUCUCUUCAAGUUACCAAUCCAACUCUGUCCUACGAGCAGACAGUGAUUUUCCCGGCCAGUGCUGGCCACAUUGUCUUCACGACAGCAAAUAGCACAUCGGGGGUGGUGGCCGUGUCUGCUCAGGCCUUGGGAGGCCCGCAGAACCUGACGCGCCGCAGCACCGUGACCCUCCUCGAUACCUACCAGAGAUGCGGCCUGAAGCGGAAGAGUGAGGAACUCGAGGACACCGGCAGCGUGCAGAUCAUUGAGGAGCAUCCGCCAAUGCUUCAGAACGCCACCAGCGGCGCCACUGUUGCCACGGCAGCCACUUCCACCGCCACUUCUAAGAACAGUGGGUCGAACAGCGAGGGUGACUACCAGCUCCUACAGCACGAGGUGCUGUGCUCAAUGACCAACACUUACGAGGUGUUGGAGUUUCUUGGCCGGGGGACGUUUGGCCAAGUAGUGAAGUGCUGGAAAAGGGGGACCAAUGAGAUUGUGGCCAUCAAGAUUCUGAAGAACCACCCUUCCUACGCACGGCAGGGCCAGAUUGAGGUGAGCAUCCUCGCUCGACUAAGCACAGAGAGUGCGGAUGACUACAAUUUUGUCCGGGCCUAUGAGUGCUUUCAGCACAAGAACCACACUUGCCUUGUCUUUGAAAUGCUGGAGCAGAACUUGUACGACUUCCUGAAGCAGAACAAGUUCAGUCCGUUGCCCCUCAAGUACAUCAGGCCCAUCCUGCAGCAGGUAGCCACAGCCUUGAUGAAACUCAAGAACCUCGGCCUAAUUCACGCUGACCUGAAACCAGAAAACAUCAUGCUGGUGGAUCCGGUCAGGCAGCCGUACAGAGUGAAGGUGAUAGAUUUCGGCUCAGCGAGUCAUGUCUCGAAGGCUGUGUGUUCCACUUACUUACAGUCCAGGUAUUACAGUAUGUUGCAGGCAUGUGUUGAAGAUUGGGAGGUAUUCUCAGGGAUGAACUUUUUCUUGGCUUCAUUAUUGGCUAACAACCCUCUUCCUGCAUUUGUGGAAUUUGCCAGGGCAAGUGGAUCAAGUGGAUUGCUGGAACAUGCUAGAGCACCAGAGAUCAUCCUGGGACUGCUGUUUUGUGAAGCCAUUGACAUGUGGUCACUUGGGUGUGUUAUUGCCGAGCUAUUCUUGGGGUGGCCAUUGUAUCCAGGAGCUUCGGAGUACGAUCAGAUCCGUUACAUUUCACAAACACAAGGGUUGCCAGCGGAGUAUUUGUUAAGUGCAGGGACAAAGACAACACGGUUCUUCAACAGAGAUCCAGAUUCAUCGUAUCCACUAUGGAGACUUAAGACACCAGAAGAUCACGAGACUGAGAUGGGGAUCAAGUCGAAGGAGGCAAGGAAAUACAUUUUUAACUGUUUGGAUGAUAUGGCACAGGUGAAUAUGACGACAGACUUGGAAGGAAGUGAGAUGCUGGCAGAGAAGGCAGACAGGCGGGAGUUUAUUGAUCUGCUGAAGAAGAUGUUGACCAUUGACGCAGACAAGAGAAUUACACCGAUCGAGACACUGAGCCAUCCCUUUGUAAUGAUGACUCACCUAUUAGAUUUUCCUCAUAGCACACAUGUCAAGUCCUGCUUUCAGAACAUGGAGAUUUGCAAGCGAAGAGUCAAUAUGUAUGACACAGUGAAUCAGAGUAAGACGCCUUUCAUCACACAUGUGGCUCCAAGCACAUCGAGCAAUCUAACAAUGACCUUCAGCAACCAGCUCAGCACAGUGCACAACCAGGCCAACAGCCUGGCUCCCACAUCCACAAGUGCCACCCUUUCCCUUGCCAACCCUGAUGUCUCCUUACUUAACUACCAAUCUGCACUUUACCAGCCUUCAGCAGCAUCCAUGGCAGCUGUUGCCCAAAGGAGCAUGCCACUGCAGACGGGAGCUUCGCAGCUGUGUGCUCGUCCUGACCCCUUCCAACAAGCCUUGAUUGUGUGUCCGCCUGGAUUUCAAGGAUUGCAGGCUUCUCCAACCAAGCAUGCUGGGUACUCUGUCCGAAUGGAGAAUGCUCUUCCAAUUGUUACGCAGGCUCCAGGAGCUCAGCCUCUUCAGAUCCAGCCUGGCCUACUGACACAGCAGGCUUGGCCUGGUGGUACCCAGCAGAUCCUUUUGCCUCCAGCCUGGCAGCAGCUAACAGGAGUGGCAGCCCACACUUCAAUGCAACAUGCUACUGUUCUUCCAGAGACAAUGGCAGGGGCUCAGCAACUGGCAGACUGGAGGAACACCCAUCCGCACACCAGCCAUUACAAUACCAUCAUGCAGCAGCCGGCCCUCCUGGCGAGUCAUGUGACUUUGCCAUCUGCUCAGCCUUUGAACAUUGGCGUCGCUCAUGUAAUGAGACAGCAGCCCACUUCAAGCUCCACCUCAAAGAAGAACAAGCAACAGCAGUCCUCCGUUAGGAAUAUGUCAACCUACGAAGUCUCCUCCACCCGAAGCUUCAACUCCCACUCCCCUCAGCGUUCGAAACGUGUGAAGGAGAACACCCCACCAAGGUGUGCCGUGGUGCAGGACAGUCCAGCCUGCAGCACCUUAACGUGUGGCUGGGGGGAGGCCAUCAGCACAACCCAUGAACAUCAGAAGCAGACCAUAGUCAUUCCUGACACGCCUAGCCCAGCAGUCAGUGUCAUCACCAUCAGCAGUGACACUGACGAAGAGGAGGAACACAAACGAGUCCCCAACAGCAGACUGUCAAAGCAGAGGAAAAAUGUCAUUAGCUGUGUCACAGUGCACGACUCGCCAGACUCUGACUCUUCGAGCAACAACAGCCCAUAUGCCAUGCAACAGCAGCACACCAUCAGCGGCAAUGCAAGCAACCAGGCCAAAGGACGGUCAGAUAGCCACUACUGUGGGAACCCACGCACCAUUAUUGUCCCGCCUCUCAAGACGCAGUCUAGUGAUACUGUGGCAGGGUGUGACCGCCUUGUGCCAGGCACACAGGGGCAUCAUUCAUUGAGCCACAAGCCCAAAAACUCCAGCACAACAACAUCCAGUGCAACCCACUCUUCAGCAAGUUACUCAGCAAUAUCAUCUUACCGGCAACAGAGGUCAACAGCCCAUUCCUUUCAACAGCAACCCCUCAAUCUCAGCCAGGCUCAGCCACACGUGACAGGGAUCCAGGAGCGGAGUGGCAACCAUGGACAUCGGAGGCAGCAAGCUUACAUUACACCGACCAUUGCUCAGGCACCCUACUCGUUCCCACAUCGUAGUCCUUCGCACACUACUGUGCAUCCGCAUCUGGCAGCGGCCCAUCUAUCUGGGCAGCCUCACCUGUACACCUAUGCCACACCUGCUGCCCUUGCACCUACGGGCACAGUGGCUCACCUUGUGGCAUCGCAGGGCUCUACCAGGCACACUUAUGCCACUCAUCCUGGAGGGAUAGUCCACCAGAUGCCUGUUGGUAUGGGACCAAGGGUACUGCCAUCUCCGACCAUCCACCCAAGUCAGUAUCAAGCCCAAUUCGCCCACCAGACAUAUAUCAACGCUUCACCGGCAUCAGCUGUCUACACCGGAUAUCCAUUGAGCCCAACCAAGGUCAAUCAAUACCCUUACCUUUAAGACUCAAGAACAACAAAGAUAUUGUAUUGAAUUGAAACAAGCAACAAUGCAUCUCGUACUUGAGAAGGUAGUUGAGAAAUGAACUGGAAGGAAAGUGCUCAGUCAUGGGAUGAAAACUACAAAUUUUUUUUUUUUAAAAUCAGACAUUAAUUAAAAAAAAACCAAAUUUUGAAAGCCUGACAAUUGACCUCUGGCCAGUGAUGAAGAUGUAUGAAGGGGAGUCGAGCAACACAUGUUCGGUGGAUAUUUAAUCUCUGAAAUAUUUUAAAGACCUGUGAACUUGGGACCCUGGAAGCUACCCUGAGAGUUUGGUUGAAGUUUUUAAUUGAAGUUCAGUAAAUGAACUACGGUUAAUUUCUCAAUUUCAUUUUAUUUUAUAUUUUGUUUGGGUAAACAAAUAGCUGCUUAUCUUUUCCUGAAUCAAACCCUCCUUGUGAAGGUAGAGGCUGCCAGGGCCCCUUUUAGAAUGUAGGGAGAUGAGGAAAGCUUCAUUAAAUGAUGUGAUACCAAUAGAUAUUAAUCGUGAUUGCACAACCCUGAUUCAACUUAGCUCUGUUCUUAAGGCAUGUUAGUUGUGACAGUUCUGAGUUCCACAGUUUGUGUGUGUGCGUGUGUGUGUGCGCGUGUGUGGUGGGGGCGGGGGGGGGGUGGUAUUUUUGCUGUCUUUUUUUUAGCAGAAAGCUUCCUGUCAUGUUCCAAACAUAUUCCCUUCUAGUGCCUUACAGAAAAGGACAAGAAUUCCUCCAGACUUCCAAUAGAUCUAAUGGAGCUGGUGUUAAUGCUAAGGCAAUCCUCCCAGUCACAACUCUUGGGCAUGAUGGCUCUGCAUGGUGAAAGGACUGGGACUAACAGAGUGUAGGGUUGCGUUUGGAGAAACACAGUCUGAGUUUGCAUGUCCUUUCUUCUCUUUACAACUCCUCAGGUGUUGGCAGCUCAUCAUUCCCUCUCCAGGUAGCCUGUCAAUGUAGACAGAACAUAAUGUUGCAAGCAACAAAGUGCCAUUUGACCCUCAAGCUCUCAAAUCUACCAGUAGUCUAUACAUUGUUCUUGUAACAUAGAUGUAUCCCCUCCACUCUCCACCCAUUGACCCACCAAUAUAAAGGGACACCUAUGUCCUGUUAACAAUAUCAAGUCUUGUUGUUAAACUCUGUGUCCUGUUGCUCUUAAAGGUGCCAACUGUCAUUGAAUUAAUGAAUUUCUGUUAACAAUUGGUCUUGACAUUGAUUCAGUCAUGGAAGGUAUGACCAUAUUGUUACAAAUGGCAUGUACUGGCAAGUGGGGAGAAGAAUGAGAGCUGCCAUAUUGCACAAUGUUCCUAGGUAAUUCAAAUGUGUACCGUGUGGUACUUUAGGUACACAGAGUUGAUGUUUUCUGGUGUCACCUUUGGAACACAUCUAUUACAGCCCACCAAAACAUUCUGCUUCUGUCAUUUCUUUAAAAAAAAAUUUCCUCCAUGACUGCAACAUUUUAAGUGGUGACCUUUUCCAAUUAAAUAAAGAGAAAACAUCCAGUUAUUUCCUUUAAGCAACUCAAUAUUGAACCUUCUCCUGCAAGGACACAUUUCUUCUGUCAAUUUUCUCCCCUAUCUUCAUAGUUUCUUGGAAUUUGCUUAAUCUUACUGAACAGUGAAGCAGGCUUGUGAAGUUGAGUAGCCUCCUCCUGUUCUUAUGUUUCUCCCUUUUAUUGAUGUGGAUGCUUUCUGGUACCCUGCAGGAGCCUUGAGAGAGAUCCAGAAGGCAUCACAGCUGAAACAAUCCUGCGCGUGUGUACUUUACACCCCUCAGGAUAUGAUGGUCAAUGAUUUUUUAAGAGACCUGGCCAGAAGCAGGUUUCAACUGUCCCCGCAUUUCUGUGACACCGGAUCACUGAAGCCAACUCUGGCCUCUCCUUCAUGUCACCACAGCUGAGCACAUUACAAUCCAUGGCCAAGGCUGUGGCUAUCUGAGGCAAAUGUGCCCAAGUAACUCAUUGACCAGAUCAGAGACAUGAGGGAAGUGGAACAAAGAGUUUAGGAAUGGAUCUAUAGUACCAGUGGUUCUGACUGGCCGGACACCUGGCAAUUUUGUUCUAUAAGUUUGACCGAGACCUGCUAGUAAAACAUCCAAGACCAGGGGUACAGCUUGAGAAUCUAAACUGGUACAAUUACAAGUUAGGUUUCUUCUUAUUAGAAUGAAUAUUUUAAAAACAGAGAGCAACAAUUAAGAGCAGAAUGUCUUUGCUCACCACACAAAUUUGGGGUGACUGGCAUUUUGUAAAAGAACAUGUCAGUUUUUUUUUCCUUUUCAGUGUGGUACUUGAACAACUGUCUUCAUUAGCUGCUGUUUUAAACUUUUUGAAUUAAUUGUUCAUUGUUUUUCUCUUGGUUAUUUGUUUUCUUUCUGAAAAUAAGCAGUCCUUUUUUUAAGAGGAAAAAUUUAAUUUCUGUCUUUUCGCUUCCAAUUGUGCUGUGUAUGUGUUUUCUUUAGAGCAGAGUCGUCCAAUAGAAUUCACUGGCUAGAGCUACACAGUUUUAGUCACAGUUAUUUUAAUUACACAUGCUCUUGCAAUACAAGUAAAUAUAUUUUACAGGUGUAUCUUUACUGAAAAAAAUCUAGCACUAUUCAGUAAAUAACAAAGUAAAAUAAAUAUUACACUGCUUUUUGUCACCAUUUUUCAACAAACACAAAACAUACACACAAGUCAUGUGAAUAAUACUAACAUCACAUGCCCAAUGUGAAUCAUUUUUGAUUACUAAUCCAAAAUACAUCUAUAUUCCCUAUAAGCCACAUCUGAAGGUAUAAUUAGCCAAACAUAGCUAGUGACUAAUGAAGUGGGCCACAUUGCAUUAAGAAAGAAAAAAAAAAUGAUUGAAUUUUUACAAAGAUUACCUUCCUCUAUAAGUUGAGUAAUUACAUAGUUUUUAGGGUUGUUAAAGGCUGACAUUAGUUGAGUUGAUUUCUAAGUCAGGUUAAGUGCUCAGUACAUUCUUGUGGUCUGAUCAAUUAUACCCAUGUUCACUGUACAUUCUAAAGGCCAGGCUUUGCAGUAACCAAGUGCAAUCCCAUCAAGGAGGAGAGCUGGCUAUGAGUGAGUGUAAGGAUGUGGAUAAAGAAUAAGUCACUCAUAUAUACAAAAACAAAAUGACAUUUGACACCAAAGAAAUUACAUUUUAUGGCAUUAUUUGUGCUUUGCUGCCUAUGAUUGUCAGGCUCUUUCAUGAAGAUUAUCUGUUAGGAGGAGACAGCUGGAACUUAUUCCUCUUCAUUUGUAAUUAACACUUAAUACUUGACAUUUUUUUCAUUAGGUGGGAAUUUCUCAAAGGUUUAAUGGUUACUGGCAUUGCUGCUAUUUUCAUGUAUUUAAACAUUCAAGUGAGUCUGUAUCUGUUCUAUAUGUAUAUACAUAUGUUUAUAUAUAAAAAGGAAGAAAAAAAUUCCUAAUCAUUAAAUCUGGGAAGGGGCAUAAAAGCUACUGAUUAUCAGUUAGAGUCUGCACAGUUUCAAUUGUUAAUUCACACAUAAAUCAACUUUUAUUCUAUUUCAUACAAUUAUACUUGCAUCCCAAACACUGUUGAAAGAUACAAGUAUUUUUCCACUCAGAACCAAUAAGAAGCCCCUCUUCUUCCCCCCACCUUGUCCCCAUCAACUUGAAACCACUGGGGUGCCUGAAGGGCUGAAGUAAGGAGUUAUCGAUGACUUUUCGAAAAUGAAUGAAUAAUAAUGGAGCAGUCAUUUCAACAGUAACCUGUGUGUGGCUGGAAUUUCUUGAUAGCAUGAAAUCUCUCUGGUAUCUGACCUUGUUCCAUGCUAGCUCUUUUUCUUAAGCACCUUGUUGCAGUUUGGUUGUUUAAAUCAAACAUUUUUGUCUUCUUUUAAGAUGUGUUUCCGAGCAUCUUAACAAUUUGGCGGAAAGUGCCUUUGUCUUGGAAGCACUUCAAUGUAUAUUGGCAAUAGAGUGCAUGGAUUUAAAGAAGGCAAGAUUUCAAACUCAGAGCUGAAGGCUGUGACAAUUCACUGAGGUCCAACACAAUGGAGAGACAUAGCUACUACAUUAGCUAUCAGUGUUCCACGCACUCCCCCUCUGAGUAUGUCAUUGAGAACAUUCCUGAGCCAAACAGAAGUGGGCCCAUAUUGGAGGUGCUAUCACAUGUACAGAGUUAUGUGAAGUGAAGGUGAGAAGCAGUAGAGUUGUCAAGCACUUGGGAUUGUCCUAGAGUUUCCUGAAAGAAAGAUGAAUUAAUCUUCCAAAUGGUGUGAGCAACUCCAGAUAAAAUUCAUAGGGGCAUGCAAAUUCUGUGUUCUUUCCUUUCAUCAUAAAAACAGAGAGAUAGGGAUUAAGGAACUUUUGGACAAGAUGGUUAAUAGUGAGAUGUCAUUUGAUCAGAUACCAAUGAGGAACGUUUCCAAUCAGGGUUGGCAACCUUAGAGAAGCAUUGGGCAAAUGGAAGAUUUGGAGAGAGGGAAAAUUAAGUUCUAGCCAAUAUUUGGAGGUUAAAUCCUCCUUGUCAUUCCACCUACCCCACCUCUCUCUGCUGGUUGCAUGCAUGUCUUUGUGAGUAUUGGUAAAUCUAGUGGAAGUUGGUCUAAAAAGAUACUAAUGUUGUUGGAAACCUGUUUGUAAUUUUGUCUGGGGGUGAGCUGAAUUUGACUCUACAGACCCUUCAGAUUUUCAUUUUAGGUUCUAUGUUGCUGAAGUUAUUGUGCAGUGUUACAGUUUUUUGGAUGAGCUGCAACAUAUUCAGAGUCUGGUGCUAAAUUUACAGGAGAACUUUCUUUUACAUAGACUAAUCUGACGUGAGCAAGAUUUUGAAAUAAGGAAAUGGUGGUUGCAUUGUUAGUUGGUUAUUUUUUCUUCAAGCCUCAAACACAGGCUGACUUCAAAUAUACCAUUGUGGCUGGAUGCAGGAUUGUGAUGUGAAGCACUCACAUCAUGAUUGUUAUCAGUUAUUUAUUCUCUCUUCCUUCAACUCCUGACUCUUUGCUGCCAUCAGGUUUUCCAUGAUGCUUUUCACAAGCAAACAUAUGAACUCAUAACACAAUGUAGACAGGACAUCAAAGGGAAUGAAUAAUGAUUAGCAAAAUACUUAACAUGGGUCUGGCUCAAAUUAGUCCACUCAGCACUGAUCUGGACAUCUAUACUCCUACAGUGAAUGCAUCGAUCCAUCAGAAGAGAUAUUUAAUAGAUGUUUCAACCUUGCUUGGUGCACUUCUUUGCCUUCUUUACUACAUAACUAUUCCAGCUAUGAAUUGGAAGGAAAAGUGAUGUUGGAAACUUGUACAAUUGCAAUUGAGCUGAUGUGGAAGAGGGUUAGGUGAGAUGAUUUUAAAAAAGCAGUGGGAAGGAGAAGAUAAUGAGACUACAGUAGGUUGAAGUUGCUAUGUCAAUGAAGUAGGAUAAUAGCAUUGUGCACAAUAUACAAGAAGGAAUAAUGAAAACUACAGUGGUUUAUGAUGUAGUUGGUAAUAAGUUACAGGUGCAUUUCGGGAUGAUUUUCAGAGAGAUAAAGUGUUUAAAAGUCCAUAAUUUAAUAUUUGGUUUAAUGGGAAAAUGUACUAAAGAAGGGUUUACUCCGUAACUGACUUGCUCUGCUGGCACUCCAUGUCCUGCCAUUGCAUUGCUUUUCCCACAGUGCCAUACUGACCAUCCCAAACGUUGAUGACCUGAGCACACUGUCCUACCCACACUUUGCCAAUCUGCCCUAUCCAUGUCAUCCUGCCCUGCCCUGCUUAUUCUGUGCUGUGUACCCAAAUCACACUACACUGCUGAUAUUACCCUUGCAACACUCCCUGGCCAUACCAUACUGCUACAUUUGUACUUACCCUUGCCUAUUCCACCCUACUGUGCUCACUGUUCUGCCUCAUUCAUAUUACUACAAUAGAGCUGACAGUUUGAUUGAGAAGUGAUGUCCCCCUUCAGGCUAGAAGAUACCAAAUACAGGCUGGAGUUGCCAACCCCCAGGCAAAGAUGGAUCGAAACAGGACAGGAUGCAAAUGGAAAAUAAGAAUUCUAAAGAAGUUACUCUUAUAUUGGUGAAAUCUUCUGCCCCAAAAUUCUUCAUUCAUUACCUUAGUUACCCUGAUAAAACCCAAUUCAUUCUUCCUAUUAAUACACUGUUGUUCUUCCUGGUAAGAUGUUAGUGGUGAUUAGUCAUUUUGAAUUUCCUAACCAACAGCUGCUUGGAAUUAAAAGUCUUUGAUUCUUGGCAUCUGGGAAGGUCCUCCUGUGGUGCAGUGGUAGUCUUCCUAACCCUGAACCAAGAGACACAGGUUCAGGCCCCACCUGCUCCAGAGGUGUGUAAUAACAUGUCUGAACAGAUUGAUUAGAAAAAUAGGUGUUGGCAUCUGGGAGGGGUGCUCAUGGUGUGGGGGUAAUGUCCUUACUUCUAAGCCAGGUAUGCAGGUCCAACUCCCAAAUGCUGCAGGGGUAUAUAAUAACAUCGCUGAGAAGAUUGACUAAAAAUUAUCUAUAAAGUUCUCAGCCUCCAUAUUGAGGGGCUCCUGCGUUGUAGUAAUAGUAUCCCUACCUAUGAAUUUGGAGGCCAGGGUUCACGUCCCACCUGCUCCAGAAGUGUAUUAUAACAUCUCUGAACAGGUCAAUUAGAAAAUAACUUGGCAAUCGAGAAGAAAGUCUGCCCCCUCAAUACUCAUUGAUGUAACCCUCCAGGAAUCACUUCAUGUUAAAUUGAGAGAGGGGAAUCUUAGUGGUCAAUAUGGGGUACAUUUAUUGCAUUACACAGAUGUGGACAGUACCCAUCUCUGCUACAAGUUUCACCUUCCCUCUCCAAGGUAUCUUUGGGGUUUUAAACUCAGAAUUCUGUCUCACCCUUGUUCAGUGUCAAGCCCUGGUAACCUGUAUUAAACUCUCUAUAGGUUUGUGUUUCAAUGUAUUAUUCUAUGUUAUUUUCUUUGUGGACUGUCUUUCUUGCUCUGUAAUUUGUUGUCUUUUUAAAGAUGGGGGCACAGUUUUGGUGCAGAGAGGAGUGAGAUGUUGUAGGAAUAUAUGUACAAUGUAGAAACUUAUAUCUUUGCCCCAUAUUCUAGGUAUGGUUACAAGAAUGUUUAUUUUGCUGAAUUGUAGAGUGUUUUUAAAAACAAAACAAAGUUCAGCCAGAAACUCAAGUCGUAGCUACUAAAUGCUUGUGUUUUUCUAAUGAUGUUGUGAGCUCACUCUUAAUUGUUUCAGUUGUAGGAGGAAUGAGUGGAAAUUUUAUGGUCUCAUCUUGAAACUAAUAUUAGAAGCAUUGUAAAUUAAAAGAAGAUUUUAAUGAAAAAAUAGAGUAUAUAGUUAUUUUAACUGUUACUAUUAACUGUAGGGAGAAAAGGGGGUCUAUUGUUGUGAACUGUUUAGCUUGUAGUUCACUGGUUGUUGAUCAUUUUUUCGGUCUCCAAGUGAAUCUGCUUAUCUCCUAAUCAGAAUAUAUGCACUCACAUAUGCAUAUUGUAUAUGUGUGGAAAUGUAAUCACAAACUGUCUUGGAUUUACAUUAAACUGUUUCAAAUCACUCCA
Molecule: messenger RNA, 11925 nt
Organism: Rhincodon typus (whale shark)
Lineage: Eukaryota; Metazoa; Chordata; Chondrichthyes; Orectolobiformes; Rhincodontidae
Gene: hipk2
Product: homeodomain interacting protein kinase 2
Exons: 16
Coding region: 692-4441 (1249 amino acids)
Biological process (GO): intrinsic apoptotic signaling pathway in response to DNA damage by p53 class mediator; smoothened signaling pathway; peptidyl-serine phosphorylation
Cellular component (GO): cytoplasm; PML body; nucleus
Molecular function (GO): protein tyrosine kinase activity; SMAD binding; transcription coactivator activity
Source: RefSeq, a predicted model, not a curated record